This is a messenger RNA of Notechis scutatus (mainland tiger snake), 2486 nucleotides long. The record is from RefSeq and is a predicted model, not a curated record. NCBI's taxonomy places the organism in Eukaryota, Metazoa, Chordata, Lepidosauria, Squamata, Elapidae.
GAUGAAAGGAUGAACCCAACUUGUCUCGUCUUGCUAUCUUGCCCCCCGGCGUGUCUGAAGAAUUUUCUUCCGGCAUCAAAGGAGCCGGUGAGCUGCAGUGCCUUCAAGUUUGGCCAAAAUUACGGCGCCCGCUUAUUCCGCAGCAUUUCAAACAUUUGCCCUAGAGGACGUCGUCCAUUUUGGCUUCCUGGUAUCCCACCUUUGAUAAAGUUUGGGGAGCUGUGCCCUUCCUCUGCUGGCCCCUCCAUAACAUGCCCUUCAAUUUGGACCCGGCUUUGCCCAGGAUGACAGGGGGUUCCCCGUCAGAUCGAGGCUUCGAAGGGAUCCUCCAGAUCCUAAAGGGGAUCCCAGCAGAGAGGCUGGUUCAAUACAGGCACAAGCUGAGCUGCUCACACCAAGACCGGAAGAGCUGCCAUCUCCUGCACGUCAUGAUCCUGUGGUCCUUAGGGAGAGAAGGUGAGGCCAGAGUGCAUCUCGACAGCUUCAGCGACGACGUGGUGGCCCGUCACCUCUCCCAAAGCCUCUGGAGUGCUGUUGGAGCAAACAGGACAACCCCGGAGCAACUCCAGAAGGACCAUGCCAAGGUGGCCCAGUCUGUGGCAGAGAUCUACUCACUCUUGGUUGAUGAGAAGCUCUGCGAACCCCUGGCCAGAGACGAGGCCUACCGAGAAGCUAUCCUAGCCUUUAAAGCAAGCCACCUUGAACCAGCCCAGCUCAAAGGUCUCCUGGAUGAAGCCAUGGAGAAGUGUGGACUGCAGUUCAUCUCAAAGUUGCCCAGGGAUAAUUUCGGAGCUCUGGCUUCAAGUAGAUGGGAGUUGACUCCGGCCAGAAGGAGCAGCCCAGUGUCAAUCAACGGCUCGUCUCCUGAUAACCCUCAGUCUUUACGUUCUACAGGUACCCCCAUCUCCUACAUCAGCAACCUUAAGAUCAGUGAGAGUUCAAUAACAAUCUCCGACAGCCCUUCCAGUACAGGAGGUUCCUUGCCUCUACCACCAACCGGCCAAGGAGAAGACAUGGCAUUGGUCAAUGGCUGCUCCACCAAUUCAAGAAAAUCUUCCCUGCCAAAUUUCAGAGGUCCCUGUUUACUGCCUGACUCCAAAAUCACACUGUCUCCCACGCCAUCUGCCCAGGGCCCAACAACCCCAAAAACAGCGCCAUCAGGAGAUUUGAUGUGCCUGUUUCAGGCCCCGCCUUUGCAGAAGCCAGGUUUAGCAGCACCUUCUGCAGGAAGGGCUCCGCCCCGUUCCUCUGCUCCAGCGCCAAGCACGAGUUUUGGACUUCUAGUGUCUUCUUUGUCUUCUACUUCGGAUCUUGCCUCUGGUAGCUCGGAACCUUCUUCGUCGAUGGGCCCACCAGACGAUGAAAAGCAGUUCUACACCUUCGUGGUCCUGCAUGCUGCAGAAGACGAGCUGGUGGCUUUCCGGGUGAAGGAACGCUUGGAGGCCUUGGGGGUAUCCAACGGGGCCACCUUCAGCGAGGAUUUCCUCACCCCUGGGUGUGGCCAACUCAACUGUUUCCAGAACUCCCUGGACAACUCAGCCUUCACGCUCGUGCUCCUGACCAAGAACUUCACGGGCCGCCUUUGUGACUAUCAACGGGACACGGCCUUGAUGGACUCCCUCACCCGCUGCUGCAAGAGGCACUCGGUGAUUCCAUUUGUGCCCAGGGAACACUCUCUAAAGUCUGGGGAAAUGCCCCUCUUGCUCGCUUCGUUGGUGCCCUUGUGUGAAACGUCUCCCGUGUUUGACAAGAGGGUGAAGAAGACCUUCACUCCAAAGGCGAUCCGGGAGAAGAAAGCCACCUGGGACCUCCUGAGACAGAUCCAGGAAAGAGAGGAGGAGAGAGAACGGGAACGAGAAAACUUGAGGCUACAACAACAACUCACUCUCCUCAACCUUCAGUCAUCAUUUCGACCACCGGUAGUGGACAUGUCAAGGAUGCAAGCCCAGGCGGGUGAUGAGACUCAAGGGUUUCCUCCUCCUGCAGCGUCCUUCAUGAAACUGGGGCUUGAUCAGUCUUCCUUUUCCCAACCAUUCCUGUCCUCGGUGGGUUCUCCAAACGCAAUGCUGGGUCCCCAACUCAUCAUUCAGAAUGCCCAGAUGAUUCAGAUCGGUGAUUAUAACCGCAUGCAGGUGGAAAGAAGCAACGCGGCGGUUGGCACGGCCAAUGAGACUGUUGAGAGGCCGCCGGGAGUGGAGAUGGAGGACAACCCUGGAGAAUGGAAACGAGAUGGAUGAAAGGGGACAGCAGAAAAAUGUCUUAAUAUUUCCUAAUCAGAAAUGAUUGUCAAGGGAAGGGGGCACUUUGACUCGCAAAGUUGUAGGGACCAGCAAGUACUGGGACCUUGAAUGGAGCAGGACAGGAAGACCUGGAGCUUAAUGGGUGACCAUCUCCUCUUUGCAAUCCCCCAACAGGGCCUCAUAAAGGACAAAAUGCAUUACGGGUAGUGCUCGACUUACAACUAUUCUUUAGUGACAAAGUUACAA